This is a messenger RNA of Bacidia gigantensis, 1395 nucleotides long. RefSeq lists its product as uncharacterized. The coding region runs from base 1 to 1395 and encodes 464 amino acids. Gene Ontology annotation, molecular function: protein binding. Gene Ontology annotation, cellular component: Cul4A-RING E3 ubiquitin ligase complex; nucleotide-excision repair complex. The record is from RefSeq and is a predicted model, not a curated record. Lineage: Eukaryota; Fungi; Ascomycota; Lecanoromycetes; Lecanorales; Ramalinaceae. Gene Ontology annotation, biological process: transcription-coupled nucleotide-excision repair; proteasome-mediated ubiquitin-dependent protein catabolic process; protein polyubiquitination. The transcript has a single exon.
AUGUCUCAACAUCUUCUCGCUCGUGCAGCAGGAACUCUCAGCCAGCGUACAGUCCAGCAAAUCGAGACUUCGCAGCUGCUUCACGCUAUCCAAGCCGCCCCUGGCAUCCAGUUCGAUGGUAGCGAUAAUGGAACUACCGCGUCUAGCUACCAAGCUCAGGCAAAGUUACCAGAUGACAAUGAGAAAUCUUCAACCUGGGCGCACAAGGCUGGUGUCAACUGUCUGACGAUUGAUCGCUUCGAGGGACGGUAUAUGCUAAGUGGAGGCUCUGACUCCUCGAUACUGCUUUGGGAUCUUGAGAGCGUGUCUGGCACCACUCGUGCAAGCACUUACAGCCCUGUAGGGAAAGCAGACAAGACUUCAUCGUCCCAUAAGUUUGGAAUCACACAACUAUCAUUCUAUCCCUUUGAUUCCCAGGCGUUCCUAUCCAGCUCUUACGACCAUACUUUGAAGCUCUAUGCUACAGAGACUCUCGCUGUGUCUGCAUCUUUCAACUUGGACUCUAUUCUAUAUAGUCACGCAUCGUCCCCUAUCGCUGAUCACUUGCUUGUGGCUUGCGCCUCGCAACAUCCCGCCGUCAGGCUGGUUGACCUACGAUCAGGAGCGAACGCACAUUCCCUUGCUGGGCAUCAAGGUGCUGUGUUAUCUGUUGCAUGGAGUCCAAAAGAUGAGUUUGUAUUAGCCAGCGGUGGGUUGGAUGAUACAGUGAGACUAUGGGACAUUCGAAGUAGCGCAAGCUGCCUUGGUGUGCUAGACCUUGAAGACUCUGUAGGUAUGGGAGGAGAGGACGGCUUCGGGUCUAAGGCCAGAGCUAGAACUCAUGGAAGGGCACAUACAGGUCCUUGUAAUGGGGUCGUUUGGAAAGAUGACGGUGCUGUUAUCGUCACAUCAGGUCAUGAUGAAAGGGUGAGAGUAUGGGAUGUGGCUACAGGAGCAAAUACCCUGGCGCAUUUUGGGCCGAUCAUCAAGAAUACCAAUUUGUCCAUAUUACUCCCUUUGCUAGUACCUACUUACGUGGGCAAGACUGGAGAGGGAUUCAUGUUGUACCCAAAUGAAAAGGAGAUUCUCAUGUUCGAUCUCUUCGAAGGCACUUUGUUGAAGAGACUUCGUAUUCCCGAAAUCAAUGUUGCCCAAGCUAAGGGAGCCGCUGGUCAACGGAGUAUUAGGAACAGGGUGACUUCGCUCUGUUGGAGAGCUGGUAACAUUGAAUAUUACUCCGCUCACUCUGACGGCUUGAUCAGAGCGUGGAAGCCGCAAACAAAAGCAGAACUAGAGCUUGACCGUGAAGAAGCCGAGAUUGUUUUUGAUAGCGAAGACAACGAACGCAAGCGGAAGAGGCAGGUCUUGGAUGACAUGUUCAGAGACCUAACGAAACAGAAGAUAACUUUCACCUGA